Aspergillus steynii IBT 23096 is the source of this 1817-nucleotide messenger RNA. RefSeq names its product cytochrome P450. The coding region runs from base 42 to 1652 and encodes 536 amino acids. Lineage: Eukaryota; Fungi; Ascomycota; Eurotiomycetes; Eurotiales; Aspergillaceae. The transcript has 7 exons. Gene Ontology annotation, molecular function: heme binding; monooxygenase activity; oxidoreductase activity, acting on paired donors, with incorporation or reduction of molecular oxygen. The record is from RefSeq and is a predicted model, not a curated record.
CAACGUUUUCCUCCAGCCCCUGCGCAUUUUAUCGUCCAGCCAUGCUGCUUGAGACGUCGCACAAGCUGCUGGCCCUGGGCGGGAUCAGCGGCGUCAGUGCGCAAGUCCUGGUUUAUCGCUAUGGCGAGUGGGAUGUGAAGGCCCCGGCGCUGUUCGUCUCCUACGCUUCGCUGCUGCUGGGCGCGGUGGUUGUGGAAUUUGUUGCUGGUCAGAACGUUGCGCCCCUGGCUAGCAUUGUUCUUUGCCAUGUCGCGGGCAUUUAUCUCAGCAUGCUCGUUUAUCGAGCGUUCUAUCACCCCCUUGCGAAGUUCCCCGGUCCGUUUCUCGCCCGCCUGUCCAACUUCUACGUGACGGCUCUGUCGGCGAAAAAGCUGCAAUUAUAUAAUGAAGUACAAAAACUGCACGAGCAGUACGGGGAUAUUGUUCGCAUUGCGCCGACUGAACUAUCGAUUAUCGACCCAAAGGCCGUAAAGGCACUGCAUGGAGCUGGCUCCAAGGCUGGAAAAGGGAUUUGGUACACGGUCCUAGAGCCGCGGAUGAACCUCCACAUGGACAGAGAUAAGAAGUCUCAUACGCAGAGGAGGAGGAUUUGGGAUCAGGGCUUUAAGCCUGAAGCGCUCCGGUGUUACGAGCCGCGGAUUACGCUUUAUACUGAUCAACUACUCGCUGCUAUUGACAAGAGGCUCGGAACGACUAUGGAUAUGACGACUUGGUUCAAUUAUCUCAGUUUCGACGUUAUGGGAGACAUGGCGUUCGGAAAAUCAUUCGAUAUGCUCAACUCCGGGAAGGACGCCUAUCUGCUGAAACAAGUGCAUGAAGAUAUGAAGAUGCUCGGACUGUUUAGCCACUUGACGUGGUUGCUUCCGUUCUUUAAGAGAAUCCCGGGCAUAAAUGCGGAUUAUGUUAAACAAUGGAAGUGGAUUACAUCUCACGUCGAACGGAGAGUGAAGAAUCGCCCAGAUAUGCCUGACGUGUUUUCCUUCGUCUUGGAUGCAUUUGAGAAGGGCCCGAAAACCCAGGUGGAUUACAAUUACCUUCUCGGCGACGCAUACUUGGUUGUUGUUGCCGGCAGUGAUACCACUGCUGUAACAAUGAGCGGUUUGUUCUUCAACCUCGUCAGGGACCAAGCGCUAUACAAGGCGCUUCAGAAAGAACUAGAACCCCUCCUACCCGACCUAUCUUACGACAGACUAGCCGAUUGCAGUCUCCUGAACGCUGCCAUAAAUGAAGCGCUCCGGUUACACCCAGCUGUGCCAUCUGGCGCUCAACGCAUGACUCCCCCCGAGGGCAUGAUGAUCGGCGACACGUAUAUUCCCGGAAACACGUUGAUCACCAUACCAGUAUAUACGUUCUGGAGGGACGAGCGAAUGUUCGCUCGACCCAACGAGUUUUUGCCCGAGCGAUGGACGACCCAGCCUGAGCUCGUGAAGGACCCAGCUGCAUUUACACCUUUUAAUAUUGGCUCACACUCAUGCGUUGGGAAGCAAUUCGGUCUAAUGGAGCUUCGUCGUGUCAUCGCUGCCAUCGUAACUCAUUACGAUGUGUCCUUCGCACCGGGCCAAACCGAGCCUGCUUAUUUGGAUGCAACACUAGAUGCGUUCACUGCCGCCCCUGCGCCGCUGCAGGUGGUAUUUAGCAAGCGUCAAGUGUAAUGAAGUAUGCAAACAGAGACAUAGGGCGUAGGGUUGUCUUCUUAAUUCGGUUUCUUUCCACAUACUGCUAGUAACAACUCCAGGACAAGAGUUAUAGAUUUGAGCCACGAGAGAAAAUAUUAUGUCAAUUAGCUAAUGAGUUGUAUUAGGUAAGGGAAUGCUCAG